AUGAGCCAGAGUACUGGAGAUGCAGCUUUGGACAUCAUUGCUGAGAUGGCGCGCGCCGGACCAUCCACCCCACUGAUCCCUCCGCCUUCUCGACGGUUGUGCGUUCGACACCAGCGUAUGGCCGAUGAGCCUACAACAGCUAAAUUGCAAAAGUCCAUUGAAUCUCUACCUCUAGCAGAUCAGCAAGCGGUUAAUACCGUGUGGACCCUCUUCUCGUCGUCGCCUGCAUCGAGAAGAGCACUCAUUCUGCAAGGACUCUUGACCAUGUGCUGUUUCAGCCAACUAUCCCUGUUAUCGUCCGAGCUGGCACUGGCGAUUCGCAUCGACCCUUUUUCGCUCUUUCCACGCGAGAUCUCGCUGAAGGUGCUCGGCUACGUCGAUGCCAUGUCCCUUGGACGUGCUGCCCAGGUCUCCCGCACCUGGCGGGCUCUGGCAGAUGACGACCUGCUGUGGCGCAACAUGUGCGAGCAACACAUUGAGCGCAAAUGCGAAAAGUGCGGAUGGGGUUUGCCUCUACUCAGCGAGCGACGAAGACGCGCCAAACCCAGCACCCCUUUGACCAUCACACCGUCCGGCGAUGCGGCAACGGGUGUGCCUUCACCAACGAAUGGCAACGGCACGCUGAAGAGAAGCAUCACUGCCGCAAAAAAUGCCGCUGCGCAAGAACGUCAUGCCAGAGCAGAUAGCAAUGCUGGAUCGGCUGCCCCCUCACCAUCAGUACAGUAUGCCUCGAUCGAUUCGGAAGAGGCUGCAGCAGGCAGCUCGAGCAACGCUGAGGCGGGAUCGUCCUCCACGCGACCUUCCAAGAGACCGCGCCUAACGUCUGAGGCCACCUCAGCUAGCGCGGAGAGUGCUGCUGCAGCAGCUGCGACCGCCCUCAUCACGCCACCUCAUUCCGCAGCGUUGUCGCACGCAACUCGACCAUGGAAGUCUGUGUACUGCGAGCGCCUGGCCAUCGAGCGCAACUGGCGCAAAGGUCGCUACACCAGUCGGGUGCUACGAGGACACAAGGACGGUAUCAUGUGCCUACAAUUCUCCGAUCAUCUGGCUCACCCACAAUUUCCGGUCCUGAUCACCGGAUCGUACGACCGAACCGCUCGCGUUUGGAAUCUGGACACGGGCGCGGAGCUACGUGUGCUCAGAGGCCACUCGAGAGGGGUUCGCUGUUUGCAGUUUGACGAGGCCAAGCUGAUCACGGGCUCCAUGGACCGCACUCUCAAGAUCUGGAAUUGGCGUACUGGAUCAUGCAUUCGGACGCUUGAAGGUCAUACAGAAGGCAUCAUCUGUCUCAACUUCAACGAAGACACUCUCGCCAGUGGCAGUGCAGAUUCAAAUAUCAAGAUCUGGAACUUCAAGAAUGGAGAGUGUUAUACCUUGCGUGGCCAUACCGACUGGGUGAACUCAGUUCUACUGUGGUCAGGGCCCGCAUCUGGAGGUUCACACGCUACCAAGACCAACUCUGCUGCCGGGGGCGCACCUACCAACUGGAACGACGGUGAAUUACGCGCCGACGGCGAGCGUAGCACCAGCGCCGGUGCAUCUGCAUCUGCAGCUAGUUUCGUCUUCAGCGCCAGUGACGACGGCACCAUCCGACUUUGGGAUCUCGAGUUGAGAGAGUGCCUGUUGAACCUCGACGGACAUGUCGCCCAGGUGCAAAGCAUUAAGCUCGUCAUGCUACCGCAUGAUGUCGUGGACAAGCUUGCUCAAGGCGAAGGCGGAUCCGACGAUCAAACCACUCGAAGAGGAUCGCAGCAUCGUAUCGCACGGCAAGGCGAGAAUGAUCGUGGGGCGAAUGUAUCGAACUCCAUGGACGGAGUUGCUGGAAGUGUCGCUUCGUCCUCGUCAUCCAGCGGAGCUUCGACCUGCGGCUACAAUGCCUCUGUGGUUCCCGGGGGCCGCGAACCGAACGGUGGGUUCGCACCGGCCAUGCCUGAGCGACACUACAACAACGUCGCCAGCAGAUCCGCUUCGAACUCUAUCACUCGCAAGCCUAUCGAUCCUCAACUUGCCCGACUUCAUAGUCGUUUGCACAAAGCGGGACUCGCACCAGCUCUGCCGCUGGACGCUGAAGAGGGCGACAUUGAGAAACGCCGUCGCGGGGCUAGUACCGACGCAUCUGGCCACGGCGCUGGAGGCGGCACUCGGGCGGUUCUCUACUCCGGCUCUCUUGACAACUGCAUCAAAGCCUGGGACAUUGAGAGCGGUGGGAAAUGCGUGCGCACGCUCUUUGGCCACACGCUCGGCGUCUGGGCAGUGGAUUGCGAUACCAGAAGACUGGUCAGCGUCUCGCAUGAUCGCACCAUCAAGACUUGGAGCGCUAGCUCCGGCGCUUGCGAGCUGACUUUGGUCGGACCAAGAGGAGCUACCACUUGCGUUCAGCUUGCAGACGAUAAGAUCGUCUGCGCCGGCGACGACACCGAGAUCAGAGUCUUCGACUUUUCCGAGCACUGA
Molecule: messenger RNA, 2451 nt
Organism: Ceraceosorus guamensis
Lineage: Eukaryota; Fungi; Basidiomycota; Exobasidiomycetes; Ceraceosorales; Ceraceosoraceae
Product: WD40 repeat-like protein
Exons: 2
Coding region: 1-2451 (816 amino acids)
Molecular function (GO): protein binding
Source: RefSeq, a predicted model, not a curated record